GAUUUGUUAUAGAUAAUAGACUUGCUAAUAAUGUAGUAGGUUUAUUAAAUGUUAAAUUGGCUGAUAAUAAUCCUGAUGACAAUUUCACUGAUACAUCAUCAUUUAUUUCAUCAUUUUUAUCCUUGUCUAAUGGUGCAGCAAGUCAAGAUCUUAAGCCUGUCUUUUUAGCAAUCCUUCUUGCAGCAGGGUCACUAGGAUUUAUUGAUUAA
Funneliformis mosseae is the source of this 209-nucleotide messenger RNA. Lineage: Eukaryota; Fungi; Glomeromycota; Glomeromycetes; Glomerales; Glomeraceae. The record is from the annotation of a GenBank genome assembly.